Molecule: messenger RNA, 1087 nt
Organism: Paraphaeosphaeria sporulosa
Lineage: Eukaryota; Fungi; Ascomycota; Dothideomycetes; Pleosporales; Didymosphaeriaceae
Product: acyl-CoA N-acyltransferase
Exons: 2
Coding region: 174-863 (229 amino acids)
Molecular function (GO): acyltransferase activity, transferring groups other than amino-acyl groups
Source: RefSeq, a predicted model, not a curated record
UGUGGGAUAAUCGUAUCCUAGAUUCAUCGUGCAUAUCGUUGCAGUCGCGCGACUUCCUGUACCCUAUCUCGCCGAUCUAAACCAGAUCUGGGACCAAUCCAGGUCUGACUCACACAACAGCCUAUAAGGCACCUUCCCCUCAUUCUGGCAUUUCUAAGCAAUCUUCCAAAGCAAUGGCGAAUCCGCAGCUGGAAGUUUCGCUUUUGAAGCCUGAGGAGGCGGAGGAGUUUAUGCGCAUACGACACGAAGUAUUCAGGCCAACUAUCAACAAGAUCCUCUACUCCCGCGGCGAGCCGUCGCAGAAGACGCUUGAUCGAGUGACAGAAGAAAUUAGGGAUGGCAUCGUCAACAAAGGGAUCUUGUACCUCAAGUGCGUAGACAAGUCAACCGGAGAGAUGAUCGCGGGAGCGCGCUGGCGAUACGCUAAGCCUAAAGAAGAUAGGGCAAGAGAAAGGACGUGGGAGGAAGUGGAAGCAGGAUUUACUGUGCCGGAGCCAUACGACGAAUCUGAACCGGAGCUCUUUCGACAUUUGUUCCAUCUCCUUAACACCAACAAGCGAGAGCUACUGGAGACCAGACCAUAUUACACACUGAUCACGUGUGCUGUUCUGCCACAGCAUGAACGACGAGGCGCUGGAAGUAUGCUCGUGAAGUGGGGGUGUGACAGGGCAGAUGAAGCUGGAGUUGAGGCAUAUCUCGAAGCGAGUCUGAUGGGGGUCCCAAUGUAUGAGAGACAUGGCUUCAGGCCUGUGAAGCGGAUCGAAUUGGACAUGAAGAAGUUCGGCGCUGAGGAGAAUGCGCCAUUCGUUGUGAUGAUUAGGCCGGCCAAGGAACAGCCUGCGGAUCCUUCUACUGCCGCAUGAUGAGCAUCUCGAGGUAAAUUUGAACAUUAAUGCUACAUCUGGGUACGCGGGAAGAUCACGAAAUUAUACAAUUAGCGGUUAACAGCAGCUUGGAAACAAAAUAACUCCCUAUUUCGACUCAAUCCGCAAAAAAUGAACCAGGUCUCAGCCUGUACGAAUAUCGAGACGAUGACACUUAGCCGUUAGGUCUGUAGAAACCAAGCGAGCCACAUUUCUUGCGCCCC